Pocillopora meandrina is the source of this 9216-nucleotide messenger RNA. Lineage: Eukaryota; Metazoa; Cnidaria; Anthozoa; Scleractinia; Pocilloporidae. The record is from the annotation of a GenBank genome assembly.
AGUAGUUAUAAAUUUAUGCAGGUUUGUAUGCGGUAUCUUUUGAAUGCGACUGUUCAAGACGUUUUGUUCGCUGUGAUCGCAAGAAAUCUCGCUCUGUAGCUCCUCUCUAACAGUCGUAAUUUCACCCUCAGCACGGGUACACAAUGUGCUUGGGUUCGACGCGUUUUUGUCGCUGAUAUUUCUAAUUUUUACGACGCCAAAUGGUGAAUGUACUUGAAAAUGGUAUCCUUAGAAACUUCUGGCUCCGAAGGCCUUUCGUCAAAGGUGUGUUGUAUAUUUUUAUUUAUCUAGAUCUAUGAUCAAGAUGGUUCAAAAUUUUGCCGGAUUAGCAUCUAUUAUAGUAGUGUUUUAGCAGAAAAUGUUAAAAUCUAAUCUACAGUGCUUUUGUCCCGUUACAAGCGGCCCUCAAAAACCUGAACUAACAAACUCAUGAACUCAACUUUAUUCCUUCUAGCGACCGAUCCGCGACAGAUAGAAUGUUGUUCACAUUGAAUCGUUCUUCUUCAAUCCUUUUGUGAUUUGGACAACAAGCUUUAUUGCUGUACCGCCAGCGUGAAAGUAUUUCACAGCUAGAUCAUGCACACUCUCGUUUUAUUGUAGAGUUCUCCGAUCGAGGAUCACUGAGCCAAACGAAAAAUAGAAUUAAAUUCACAGUUUAUCUUUAGCAUAGUUUAUUCUUCUGGGAUUGUUGACUAGGUCGUAGUGAAGACACACUACUUUUUUUCAAAAGAGAGCGAAAUAAUGUCACAAUUUUGUUGGUACUGCAAAAAGUAAUAUAAAACACAUCCGUUCUCACUGACACUGCAUUUGACGCGUGUUUUGCUUUGUACACGCUUGACAAAUUUUGACACCGUCUUUCCCGCGCGUAGCGAUGUUGAAUUAAGCUUUUUUGUGAUCGCAUUUUCCUUGGGGGAAUGUGUACAGCACAAUAGUCUUAACUUGUAGUCGGAAUAACUAACGUAUUGUAUCUAUUUUCUCGUUGUGAAAAAAGUGAUGUUUCUCUUUCAAAUAAUUCCACCUGCUCCAUGUCCGAACUAGGAAAUAACAAAUUUGUAUUCCUAUCCAUUUCAUUCUGUUUGUUUUGCGAAAAAGGUUUUGGAUGUAAUGAGCUGAGUUCACCUAUUUUCCAUCGCAAAUGUUGCAUUCUCUAAUGCGGUGACACUAUUUUUUUCCGCUUCGUAAAAUCUUACUGCAAUAUUUAAGGUUUGAAACUUUUUAUUCUUGCAAAGAUAUUAUUAGGAACACCUUGUUUUGCUUGUCAUGAAUUCGAAGCUUUUAAAUUUAAUUUUCAUUUCAUAAGCCACUCUAAAGUGAGUUUAAAAAUUUGGUAUUUUUACUCAAUAUUGUGAGAUGCGAGGUACUAUAGACAUUAUGGGUUUAAAAAAAAUCAAUGUAUUAUCUGAAAUGUGAUAAAUUUUUUAAUCUCUUCAGACUUUGAGGAAAAGUAUUUUCAAUUAAAAGAUUUGCAACUUUUUUCCAUCUUUUUCUUCAUUGAGAUAAAUUUUGAAGUGGUUCUUUCUUGAAUUUUUUUCAUUGUUGAUCAGAUAUUUUGUUAAAUUGUUGUCCAACCAGAAUGGCUUUUGAAUUAAGUAUUAUUAAAAUUGUUAUUUUGAAUAAUGAUUUUAUUUUUACAGAAUAUUUUCAUUGGAGCAGCACUAGCAAUCACUGGAAAUCUCCUUAUCAGCAUUUCAAUGAAUAUACAGGUCAGUAGAUUGAGAGUGUUUUUAUUUUAAGUAGUCUUUGGGGUUAAGAUUAUAAAUAAUUAAAGCUCUCCAAAAUGAAUUUCUCUCAGACAUGUACACACGCAUGCAUUCUUCAAUUUUAGAUGCAAGUGUUGGAUUUGAGUGAUGAUUACUCAACUCAGGUCUAACAGCAAGGCGUGAAAAAAUUUCCAACCAGCACUGGUCAAUUUAUGUGGUCUAACCUACUCUUGCUUUAAAGGGACAACUUAUUUUUGGCUGGAAAAAUAUCCACAACAUUAUAUCUCUAUAAAUCCCCUCUCCUUUAUGAAAUAUGUGUAAAUACUUUACCAUGCUUUAGUUUUACAUGUAGCCUCCAACUCAAUGCAAGAUAAAUGAUACACCCAUAUUUAAAACCUGAACAUAGCUUGGAAUUAAAUUUUUCUUUACUUAUGUAAACAAUCGGAGGAAAUGUGUGGUCAUCCAAGGAGUUAACUGGACUAAACCUUCAUGUAUAUUUGACCUAAUAUUGUCCGUAGACUGGUCAUUAUUUCCAGCCCUGACCAGUAGAAAUAUAGAAGAAUUGGUUUUUAAAGUUUGAUACACUGUGUAGGUUUUAUUGCUGAUUGUUAAUGAAUAGUUGUAAAUACCACAAUGGAAUACUAAUCUUAUAAUAAUCAAACUGCUCUUCAAAAGUUUUGUGUAUUUUUUUCUACAUGGAUAUCCUUAAAACAAUUUCUGUGAUUUGCUCAGACUUAGAUGCAAUCUGAUCUUUAUGGAGUGGCCUUAGUAAAGAGUCAGUUUUUUGGGAAUUGUAUUAGCAAAGUAUAGUGUCUGGUAAUUUUAUAGACCUUUUUUUGUGAACAAGUGUUCCUUGAUCUAGAGGUCUCAAACCAUUUGAACUGUAGUUUUAUUUGCACUGUCUUCCCAAAAUUUUUAUUUCUUUUUCAGAAAUCAGUGUUUUUUUUUGGUGAAAAAUUCAAAUAACCAAGUAACUUCUCUCUUGAAAAAGGAUGCAUUUUUUUUCUAAAAAUAAAUCCUUAUAUGAGACAUUAUUAGUUCUUUUGAAUUCAGUACUGCAUACAUUUCAAAUCCCUUUUUCAUUUGCGGUGUACAAGACAAGGGUUUGCUUUAUUAAUUUAGAAUGAAAAUGUGGACAAUGAAAGCUCUUCCUAUGUAACAAAGCUUUUCCAUUUGUUACAUGUCAUUGUUGCCAAAGUACUUUUGAAUUCUGAAAUCUUCACUGGAUGAAUUUGUGAAGCUCAUUUAUAAUUUACAACAACUGAAUAACAUUAAACUGUAAUAUUCAUGUGAAAUUGCCUUUCAGACCUACACAUUUAGAAAAUUUACAAUUAGUGUUUACUUUUGUCAUAGAAAUAUUCCCAUUUGCGCCAAGCAGAAGAGAAAAGUGAAACACACUAUUUGAAAAGUAAAAUAUGGUGGUAUGUUUUUCUCAAUCUUUGUCUCAGUUAUAAUUUGAAUUAUUAAUGAAGAUGUAGAGAGAUCUUUUAAGAAUAGCACAUUGGGUGUCAUCUCAUUGUUGUCUUAUUGAAAGGGUGAAAAUUUUCACCUCACACCCAAUGUGACAAUACUACAGUGUACAUGUGUAUUAAUUUUGAAAUUAAAAGCACAGAUAAGUCAAUAUGAUAAAAACAUUUGUUUAUUCAAGCUAUUUGAAAUUUUUUAGAUUUAUGCUGUAAUGCAGGAUGAAAUGUGCUAAGUGUCUUGAAAAUUAUAUAUUAAGCAUAUGGGAAUUCUGGCCAACUAUACCAAGCAUGCUACAGUUGGUCAUUAAAGGAAUUAUCAAAGAAGAAAGAUAGAGAAUUUUGUUCAAAUAUUCUUCACACUUAUCAGCCCUUUGACUUCAAAGAGAGACUGGCAUCCAAUUUGUUUAUCACCCCUAAAUCAAACAUUAAGGUCACAAGGAUAAAGGAAAGGGUCAGCAAGUAAGGAUAGCUCAGGAUUGUUAGACAAAUUCUCCUUGCACCACCUUAGGAAAUGUAUAGAGAACAGUAUGGAGAAUAUGCUCAACAAAUAGAUUCCAAGUUGCCAUGCAUCUGUUCAGUAAUAGACCACAGAUGACGUCAAAAUGUGGUAAGAACAAAUAUUAGCCGAGUGUUUCACUGAUGGUCUUACCACAUUUUGACGUCCUCUGUGAUCUAUUACUGAACAGAUGCAUGGCAACUUGGAAUCUAUUUGUUUUAUAGAAUAAAGAAUUAAAAUGUACAGAAAAAAAUUUUUGAUGAUGACAUCAUCUAUGCACCUGUCCUCCAAUAGAUCAUAAUUGAGAACCAGUCAGGAUGCGUGCAUAACUGAGCUUAUUAUCUAAAUACUAAUAGAUGUUAGGGUGUAAAGGGCAAAUUAAAAAAAUGCUAACUUGUUUUUGAUGAAUUUAGGGUUGGUCUUAUUUUAAUGGUUCUUGGAGAAAUUGGAAACUUCUCAGCUUAUGGCUUCUCGCCAGCAUCACUUGUGGCUCCACUUGGAACUACCACUGUAAUAGGUAUGUGUUUGGAUAUCUUUCUAAUCUGUUAUAUAUGCAGGGCUGUAUACAAUAGCUGGUAGCCAGUUUAUUUUCACACAACAGUCCUGUAUUAAUUGUUAUUUAUCAGGAGGAAGGUCUGGCAUUUGAUCUGUGCCCUAGGUCUUGAGUUUUGCUUAAGGUCAACUGCCAAGGGCCAAACUCAAGACCAAGGGUGCAUUUUUUCCAUAUAGGGGCCAAACUAGACCAGUAAAAAACUUAUUUGUUGUUCUAUUAGUUUGCUAUUUUCUGCUUUGCCACAAAUAGCAAGACAAAAAUUCUGGAUCUAGCCUUUGUACAAAAGCUGGAAGGGUUUUGACACAGGAUUAGCCACUCAGAUUCAAGAAUUUAAGAGUACAGCCCACAAAGAUACUUCAGUAAAAAAAAUAUAUAUUAUUUUCAUCUAAAGGGUGCUUUUGACCAAAAUACUUGUUGGUAAAAACUCAAGAUAUGACUGCAGAAACAGUCUAAUUGAAGUAUAAAAUUUGUUAGCCAUACCUUCUACUCUAUAUUACUGUGACCAUUCAUUUACUUUGUACUUUGCAACUUUCAGGAAGUCAUGUACAUGUAUUUGAUUUUGUGAUCAAAGCUACCAUUGUUUAAUUAGAAUCUCUCUUUUCUUACAGCUAAUGCCAUCAUUGCUGUUGUUUUUCUGAGGGAAAGAGUGCGAUACCAAGAUGUUUUUGGUAAUUUUGAUUAUUAAAUUUUAUAUGCAAGUUUUGAAUGAAUUGAGCAUGAUCAAUGUUUAAAAAUGAAUGUUACUGAAAACAAGUUUUCAUUUAUACCAGAAAGAGUAAAAUAAUUAAUUCUGUUCUCAUCAACAAGUACAAAUCAGUAACAAUCUUCACUCUUUGUCAUCUUUAGGUGUUACCCUUGCAAUUGUUGGUGCCUUUUUGCUCAUAACAUUUUCAACCAAGGUACAGUGUUCACUAUGAGUUAAUUUUAGAUAUUUCAAUAUUUAAACGUUUUGCAAUUUUUUCUGACAUCUGUAAAGUCUUCUUUAGUCUAAGAGCUAUCCAAUUAUGUCUUAAUUAUUUCCUUAAAUCAAUAUGAUAUUUAUUUAUCCAACAGGAGUUUUCAGAAUUGACUGGACAAGAAUUGGCAUCCUAUUUGCGUCAGUGGCCUUUCCUUGUCUAUCUGGUGAGCCUUUUCAUUUCUGGUUGACAUGUCAUAAAUGUUUAAGAUGGUUUGUGUUUUGUAGACCCAUAGCAGACUUCUGUCACAUCUGAUGAUUGACCCAUGGAAACCAAUUCCUAAACAAUCUGUGUUAACAGAGGAACAGUAACAUUUGCUACUUAGAAUUUUCUAGAAAUGUAAAAAAGGUUUAGUAUGUGUAUUUCAUAUAAGUGCAAAAGCAUGCUUGCAACAGGAGAUAUUUCAUUGAAAGUUUAUGUAAACAGUGGUGUAGGAUGUAAGAAGUCAGGCUGUCACACUUGUCAGUCUCGUAUUCAUGUAACACCUGUGUGGCACAGGAUUGUUAGGCUACCUGGCCGAGUUUAGAUAUAUUGUCAGUAAAUAAAUCUCUGUUGAGUAUUCUUCAAGUCUCACUUAUAUUUUGGACACGAAGCCACACAAUAUGCUACAUAAAUGUCAUCUCUCCAUGGCUCUACAAUGUUGUUAGUUAACCAGGCAAACCUUUAUUCAACAACUUGUUUUCUUCAUAUUCAAUUAGAGAAAUUAAAUUUAACCCUUUAAACUCCCAGAUCAAAUUUGUAAUUCUCCUUUCUGUCAACCAUGCAAUUGUUAUCAUGAUAGUUCAGAGAAUUAACUAUUGAAUCAACCAAUUAUCCCCAAAUUGAUAUUUUUCUUUAUUCUCAUCACUUAUCUGGUUGAUAUUGUAUUAAUAUUAUAAGGAGAGAUUCUGUCUUGGUCACUUCUGGGAGUUAUAGGGUUAAGCAAGUUAAAGAUCAUUGCAAUCUGAUCAGCAGCUUUUGUUACAUACAGUGUAGUGACGCAAAUAAUUUACUUCAGAUCUUUUAUUGUUUUCCUCCAGGCACUGGAAGUUGCUCUGUUUUGUAUUCUACUCAUUGCUCAAUGGCGUUAUGACUUGGAAAAUGUGGUAGUCUUCCUACUCCUGGUAGCAUUGUUAGGUAAGUUUAACCUUUAGACCCUUAAGAGUGACUAGCAUCUAAUUUCUCCUUACAGUAUCACCCCUGAAUCAAACAUUCAAGUUGUGAGAAUAAGGGAAAUGAUCAUCAUCCAGAGAGGCUCUUGAUUGUUAAACAAAUUCUCUUUGUAAGCAACUUAGGAACUGUAUUUUAGUACAGUACUGAGAAUAUGCAUACUGAUGUUAGGGUGGAAAUGAUUCAUGUACAUAAUUGCACCAUUUACCAGUAGUUAUAGCUUGUAAAAAAUAUUACUCAGUUUUUAAACAAGCUACAAAUGUUUAUCAUUAUAUUUUUUGUUUUCUUUUGGGUAGUUGAAAAUUGUUUUAGACCACAGCAUCCAGAGUAGAAUAAAUAGAUUAAAAAAAGAAAUUAAAAAACAGUAGCUGCCAAAGGUGAAGAUUGAUUUCAGGUUAAGAAAGGUGUUUAAUUUUUUUUUCUCUGAUUGAAGCAGCUAGUGUUUCAACAGCAGUGGCCCUCUAAAAUACAGUCCACCAGGGCCUUCUGAAGAAUACUGCAAACCCUUUACAAUUUCUACCAAAGGGCCAAAUUUAAGGAAGUUGGCUGUAGGUCACAAACUCAUUUAUCUGACUUUUUCUAUAUUGCAACCAAAAAAAAUUGUUACUGUAUGUUUAAGUGUGUUGUUUUCAAGAUUCCAUUACAACUCUGAAAUGCAAAAAUUGAGUUCAGGAGAAUUAUAAAAUGGAGUGUUUGGAAGAAAUCUUUCAAUACAUGUAAUUUCCUACCGAUUGCUUGAUUUUCCUUGAUUGCUCUGGUUUAUUCAACAAAUUCUCCUUAAUACCAAAAUGAAUGCAGAGAGAGGAGUAGGGAGAAAAUGCAGACUGAUGUUUGGCCAUAUAGGGUUAAAUAAAGGGAUCUACAUGUAACACCCUGUUGCCAUUUUAUUGACUGUUUGAUAUGACUGUUUUUGUUCUUUUAUUUCACGACAGGUUCUUUGACUGUAAUAUCGGCAAAAGCUGUAUCAUCCAUGAUAAACAUAACACUGGGUGGAAACAGUCAGUUGGGGCAUCCUUUGUUUUACGUCAUGCUUAUUGUCAUGAUUACCACAGCUAUCGCACAAGUCAAGUAAGUAUUAAAACACAAAUUUAACAAUCAACUUUCAUUCUUUGUAAAUGACAAUCUUGUGGAUAAAAAAUUUUGACCUCACACGAGAGAAACCUUCCUGAUCAGUUUUCCAUGGCUAACACAAAACUUGCACUAUUGCAGCCAUACAUGACAUAUUUUGGAACUUCAAGGCACAUGAUAAGGAGAGCCACUUUAAAUAUUUGUGCUUCUUUGCAACCUCCAAUUCUUGGGUCAGAAAAAGCACAGGGAAGAAAGUUGUACCACAAUUCUUUUGAAUGUCUCCAAAAAGUUUUGGAAAAAAUUUUUGGGGCUAAAACAUCCUCAGAAAAAGUCUUUGAAAUCAAAAUGGAUGGUCUAUUAAAAUCAAACUUUAUGGGAAAUAAAUCUUUGAUAUUAGUGGAAUUGGGUAAACUCUAAGGUUUUGUUGCUUUUUUUUUUUUUCACAGAUUUCUCAACAGAGCCAUGCAGUCUUUUGAUGCGACUGUUGUAGUUCCCACCAACUUUGUUUUAUUUACAAUUAGUGCUAUCAUAAGUGGUGAGUAACAGAAAGAAGUAUAAAGUAAUCACUCCCAGAUCUCAUUAGAAAUUCUCCUUUCUGUCUGCCAUAAAUUUCUUGUGAUGUUCAUUUGGAGAAUUUGGUAUUGGAAUGACUAACAAUUGUUUGCUUGAUACUGUAUUGAUAUUGUGAGGAGAAAUUCUGUCUUGGUCACUCAUGGGAGUUGAUAAGAGAGAUAAUUGAGCUAAAAAGCUAGCAGUUAUAUAGCUUACUAUUUUUUUCUUUUGAUUUCAGGUAUUGUUUUGUAUAAAGAAUUUUAUGGUCUUACAUUUCUGGAAAUAUUUAUGUUUCUUUUUGGGUAAGUUCCUGUAUUUUGUUGAAACCAAAGUUUCUCUUUUCAAGGUACAUUCUGCAAAAUCCUGGCAUCCAACUUGACUAUGACUAUGGAACAGUUAAUAUUAUACUUUUCUCAGUAUUUUGUUUUAAUAAUUAAAAUGAAGAUUAUGAAGAUCUAUUUUGUAGAAUUGAUUGGCUCAGAUUUUAAACGGUUAUGAACAACUUUUGCAGGUGCAUUUUGUCGUUUAUCGGUGUAUAUUACAUCACCUCAGACCGAAAACAAGAGGAGUCAGACGAGCAGCUGCUACUUACAAAUGCUGACCUGUUCCCUGGUAUGUCAAUAAUCAUUAACCCUUUAACUCCCUGUAGUGAUCAGCAUGAAACUUCUCCCUAUAAUACCUUUACAUUAUCAAGCAAACAGGUAAUGAGAAUAUUCAAACUCAUCAGGUAGCAGUUGUUAUCUUGAUCUUACACCAAAUUCUUAUAACUAAUUUACAAAGAUAUUUGUAGCAGCUAGAGGGGAGAAUUAACGAUCAGAUCUUGGGAGUUAAAUGGUUAAUCUUUUGACCUAUUACUUUUCUUUAACCCUUCAACUCCCAGAAGAGAUUAACAUUUAAUUUUCUUAGAAUAUCCAGACAUUGUACUACAAGCAGGUUAUGAGAAUACUCAAUGAUCCACAGACUGGUAGAAGUUUGUAGGAAACUGAUAUGAAAGUAUUUUAAUUGAUUUUGUUUUUUUAGGAUUCUUGUCACUUUCCUCAUCGAAGUUGAUUGCAGUACAACCCAACAACAUGCUAACAGCCUCUCAUGUGGAGUAUCCCAUGCUCCCUAGCAAGCCAACUUAUGAAUCAACUGCUGAUGCAGAACAACAAGUGGAAGGAGGGACAUAACCUGUUACGACCUGAACAUAAAUUUCUUGCACAAAUAGUACUUUUGGAAUGAACUAUUAACAUGACAUUUUUGAUUCUGUCUUCCGAAAGGUGGGAUGGGAUGGGCC